This is a messenger RNA of Mercenaria mercenaria, 4306 nucleotides long. RefSeq names its product transient receptor potential cation channel subfamily V member 3-like. The transcript has 2 exons. The record is from RefSeq and is a predicted model, not a curated record. Gene Ontology annotation, cellular component: membrane. Bases 811 to 3249 code for a protein of 812 amino acids. Lineage: Eukaryota; Metazoa; Mollusca; Bivalvia; Venerida; Veneridae. Gene Ontology annotation, biological process: calcium ion import across plasma membrane. Gene Ontology annotation, molecular function: calcium channel activity.
UCCGAGGUCUUGUGACCAAAAGCAUUGUGACCAAAUUUGAUUAAGAUUGCUUCAAAAUUGUAGAUGCUAGUGUGUAAAUAAACUAAAUGUGAAUAGACGGACGGACGACGGACAUUCAUCGAUCCAAAUAGACUGAAGGCUCAUGGUGAGCUAAAAAUACAAACAAAAUCAGAGAACAAUUUCUUCAGUCACACUUUCAGCAGGAUUAUUCAAGAUUUUCCUCAGAUGACAGACAGAUCAGUGACAUGGGAAUAUUCGGUCCUCUUGUUUAUGUAACUUCUAUAUCUUAGUCCGCUUCUUAUGUAAUUUGUAUUAUUGAUCAUAUAUGAAUCUAUUAAAUAAAAAAUUGAAUUAAGGGUUUAAUUUAUUUAAGAACAGGAGAUAAUUUUAAUCUAAUGUAAAGUCAUUUUAAUCAGUUAACUUUAAUAAAUGACACAUUAAUAGCAAGAUAAAUGCUAUAUUUAUCUAAAUAGAUAGAUAUAGACAUUUAGACAAUAGUUCAAUAGCGCUUUGUACUAUAACAGCAAAGAUAACGUCAAGUCAGCAAAUUAAUAUAGGCAAAGCAUGCAUUCACAAAACAUUAUCUAGUUGCCAAAACGCAUGUGGAUUACUUUAGAUCUUUAAAUGGCGGUCUUAGAAACUGUCCUGUGGCAUUAUUUAUCAAAAUGGUUUUGAUUACAUAUAUUUCAAAUAGUCUAAUCGUCAAAUUAACAUUUCAUUGUAUUUGUUAUAUCGUAUUGAUUGAUACAACUGUUUUAGACAUGGAAUAAUAUUUUGAUCGUUGGACACUCAUUAGAGCAUUUGGACGUAAUGGCCUGCUUAUCUAGUGAUGAUACUAUAACAGGUAAAAAUGGAAAUGAAGACCAGAAGUAUGAAGAGGCUAAAAAACUGUAUGCACAUCUCGAUGAAAUUUCCAAAUUGGACGAGGAUGAUGAAGAAGCCGGGUUUGAUGCCGAUACGUUUCAAACUUUUUUUGAUAAAGAGAACAUUGACCAUCUAUUUAAAGAUGAACUUCUUGAAAGUGUGGUCACAGAAUUCCACAGGGAUAAUGUAGCUAAUAAGGGAUCAAGUAAGCCAUGGAGUAUAAAUGGCGAAACUUUACUUCUGCGGGCGAUGUCUAUCCCAUCUGUUAACGGUAGCAACAAACAAAGAAGGUUAAACGCAAUCAUAAACACAAUUGUGAAAAACGCACCAGAAAUGGCAAUUAAAGAAAGGAAAGGUGAAACACACGGGUACAGCGGCAUAACACCAUUACAUCUGGCAAUUCUGAAACAAGAUAUAUCCAUGUUAAAGAAAAUGAGAUGUGGUUUAGAAAAGAAAGGAAAGAUAGAUACUAUAGAAACAAAUAUGAAGACUAUUGACGCUAAAGGAACAAAGUUUCAGGACACAGUUAUGAUGGCUGGGACACCACUGGGAGUUGCCGCUCUUAAAUUCAACGAGGAUAUUUUCAAAAUCAUCCUCUGGCAAUUCUUCUCCGACCUAUGCGUUACAAAUACAAAGGGAGACAAUAUCGUACAUUCCUUGAUUAAGUACGUUCAUUUACAUCCGAACUAUUUGGACGAAUCAUUGAAAAUGUUGAACUUUAUCUUAAACAGUCAAUGGAAUGAUACCCAAACACCAAUGCACCCUGGACAGGCCAGAGAUAAGACCAGACAGCUAUUAAUCUGCCAAAACAAGGAGGGACUGAACCCAUUACAGCUAGCCGCCAAACGACAACAGUACCAAAUAUUUGACCUGAUUUUAAAACACGAGGUUUAUCGUUCAACUGAUUCAAGUGAUGGGCUUUUUGACGCGGAAGAAUAUGAUGUCACCGAAAUUGAAACAUUUGCACCUGAAAAUAGAAUCACAGGCACAGAACACGAGCAUAUCAAAUCCGCUCACCACGAAUCCAUUCUGGAAUACAUAAUUACUCAUCGAACUAAUUCAGCUUUUCUAUUCGCUGACUGUCUUCCUGUAAGGGCGGUAAUCAGAAUGAAAUGGAAGUGGUACAGAUAUCUAUUUUGGUCUUGGUUCAUUUUGCAUGUAGUUUUUAUGAGCUUCCUAACUGCUGCUGCACUUCGCCGAUCAAAACUUGAGAGCUCGGCUUUUGCAAAUGGAAGUGCUCUUUUGCCCGACACAGCUGUGUACAAGAAUGUUGUUACAAACGAUGGUUUCGUUACUGCUGUAAGCGCAAUAGGCGUUGCCAUAGGUGUGGUAUUCUUGAUUUGGGAAUUUAUUAGAAGGGUUUUCAUUCGUAGAUUUCAAGCACGGACAUCUUCAGUGUGGUAUAUUCACUGUUACCGAGACUUGACUAUCCCGUAUUCCAAUACACUGUUUGAGAUUUAUUUUGUAUUAUUUUCGUUAUGUCUGGUUAUAGAUUUCGCCGUUGCAGCAGCUUCAGUACCGCAAUAUGAAAACUAUUGUUUGGUGUUUGCUGUUAUUAUAGGAUGGUACUUAGUCAUGUUUUACAUUCAGACACUGAAAGCAUUUAGCUUCUUCACGGUAUUGAUACAAAAGGUCAUUUUAGAUUUGGCAAGGUUUUUUUUUGUGAUGUCAAUAUUUCUUGUAUCAUAUUCUGCAGCCAUGUCAAUGGUUAUGCAAGGAGCCAACACGACUGAAGAUGAUUUUGAUGAUUUUGGUAAAACCAUGAUGAAAAUGCUUACUAUAAUGCUGGGUAUAGGAAAAUUAGGCAUUCUGUUUAAUGCGAGACACCCUGCUCUUGCAAUUUUCUUCUUUGUUCUUUUCGUACUUCUUACGACAAUACUACUACUUAAUGCUCUUAUAGCUUUAAUGUCGAAUUCCUGCACGGAUCUGAUGAGUAGCCAAGGUGGCGUGGUUGCAACAAAAAUGCAUUGUCGUCUGCAGAAACUGUCGGUAAUUUUAUUUCUUGAAAGCUAUAUUCCGCGUCAGCUGUGUAAGGUAGUAGGAACGGAAAGAACAACAACUCGCAGUAAAGAUGAUCAACCAGUUUGCAGAAGAUUCUGGUGCCAGAGUUCUGUGCAAAACCAAAGUAAUGCCGACGAUGACACAAAAACUGAUGAAAGAUUGACUGCUACACAAACUUUAUCUACUGUGCCAAUACCAGAAAGCGAUAAAAGAAAAGAAAAGAAGUCCAAGAAACGGAAGUCUAGCAUUCGACCAACGGAUAAACGUCUGGAAAGGCGCAUAGAAAUUAAGGACUUGGACAAUAUGAAAUGCAAUGUUUGUCUAAAUGAACAUUUGGUAGCUUCGUACACGCAGGAAAUAGUGGAAACAAAUACUUAUGUUUAAAUAUAAAUGGACAUUUAAACCAGUGAGGAGUAGAUUGUUUAAAAUAAAUUAAGAAAUAAUAUAUAGCUGCUUAACAAAAUCGAAACAACACGAUGGGGUUAUACGUUUGCGGAAUAAUUUCACGAAGGCGUAGCCCUAAUGAAUUGUAUACGCGGCGUAUAACAGAUUCGUGUAGUUGAGAUAUGUUAAAACAUGCUUUUGCUUUGCGUUAUUUCAAUUCUGAUAUGUCUUUCAUGUAAACCAGUAUAUGAAAUAGGGAAGCACUAUUUCAUGGCGCAUGUAUGUGUCGCAGGUGUGAUAGAACCCUAAACGAAUGUAAAUUAUGUAUACACUUACCGACAUAUAAGAUUGUCACGACGUAGGCCGUAUACUUACGACGUAGGCGUAUACUUACGUAUUUUUUAUGUAUACUUACCUAGCCCAUUCUUACACGUGUCCAUACUUACCUGUGUCUGUAUUUACCUAUGUCUAUACUUACCUUUAUUCAUUGAGAGUCACCAAGAUACAUAGAAUCCUAUAAUUAUUUCCUAUAUUUACCUAUCAGUAGUAAGCCGUAACAUAUACAAUAGAUGACUAACGUGACUAACAAAUUACCUGUCCUUUUAUCUGUAUUAAUAUCUUAUUAUCCCUUUGUUAUGGUAAUUAUUUAUUAUUAUUCCUAUACUUUUCAGUCAAUCGUAUCAACGUAUUAGUUUACGAUGAUAUUUUGAAAAUGUAUAGUUGUUUGGUUUUCAGAACCUAAAUAAAUUAUAUUCCAUAUAAUAUAAUAUAUUAAUAAAGGGAUUAUAUAUUGUUACAGGUGCGUCACUUUGCAUAUCUUCAAUUGCAUACAACUCAUUUAAUUAUGUUAUAUGUAUCUUGCAUUUCUGAAUAGAUGAUUAUGUUCAAUGUAUAUUCCAAGUAAUCGUCGUCGGCCAUGUUUGUUUACAUUUGCUUAUAUAUGAACGUAUUAGUUUACGAUGAUAUUUUGAAAAUGUAUAGUUGUUUGGUUUUCAUAACCUAAAUAAAUUAUAUUCCAUAUACUAUAAUAUAUUAAUAAAGGGAUUAUAUAUUGUUA